UGUCUGUUCCUUAGGAAACGGAAGAGCUUCUCUAUCCGGACCGGGACCGGGACCGGGACCGGGACCGGGGACUGAGGUCUCCGGCGUGGUCCGAGGACUUGAUGCUAGCAUCCCUCUAAGGCAGUGGGACGGGGAUCCGGUGUCGCUGCAGUCUUUACUCUUGGCAUUGUGAAGUUUCCUGAGAAGCCAUUAGAUAACCAGGAUUUGCUGGCACUUGAUUAUUAGGUUGGGAAGUUGGAGUACACACAUCUGAUUGGAAUGGACUGUGUCUUGUUGUAGAGGGAAAGACCAGAGAUGGAGUCAUAAUCUUAAGAUUAGUUUUUCUCCCUGGGAUUCACAGUGAGUUCCAGACAGUACUUCACUCUGAUGCUACCUUAGCAAAGGUCUGAUGGACCUUAUUGGCCUUGCUCCCUUUUUUUCUCUAUGCGGAAAGUGGAAGCAAAGCAAAAGAAACCAAGAGAAAAUUGGUUUAAUGAAUGAGAAUGUUCUUUUAACUCUCAGAACAUGGGCCCUCCUUUAAAGGAGCAAGAGGCCUUUCAUGUCUUCUGAGUCUAUAAGUUGUGUGUAGUUACAUGCAAACCUUUGCAUGCUCUGUCCUGUGUGAAGUUUCAUAAUCAAAACCAAUUUGGAGAAUAUUCUAAUAAUGUAGUCCCAGCCUAGUUAUUGAUUUUUGCUUCAUCAAGUUAACAUCAUGCUAUUCUAGAGGUAAUAUGGCUAUGAGGAAGAGGAGAGGAAAGAACUAAGCUCGUUUUCUUUUGCAGUUGCAGCUGUGAUCAUCAGCUGUCUGUCUUCAUUGAAGGGACCUGAUGUUUUACGUUAUUGGUGGAAUCACAGUAUCUGUGGUUGCCUUCUUCUUCACAAUUAAGUUCUUCUUUGAGCUUGCCGCACGAGUAGUCAGCUUCCUCCAGAAUGAAAACCGGGAGCGCAGAGGGGACCGGACUAUUUAUGACUACGUGCGAGGAAAUUACCUGGACCCCCGGUCCUGCAAAGUCUCCUGGGAUUGGAAGGACCCCUAUGAGGUGGGCCAUAGCAUGGCCUUCCGAGUGCAUUUAUUUUACAAGAAUGGACAGCCCUUCCCUGCUCAUCGGCCUGUGGGAUUACGAGUUCACAUCUCCCAUGUUGAGCUAGCAGUGGAUAUUCCAGUAACCCAGGAAGUCCUUCAGGAACCCAAUUCCAAUGUUGUAAAAGUGGCCUUUACUGUUCGCAAGGCUGGUCGCUAUGAAAUCACAGUGAAACUUGAUGGCUUAAGUGUGGCUUAUAGUCCCUACUACAAAAUUUUUCAGCCUGGGAUGGUGGUUCCUUCCAAGACUAAAAUUGUGUGCCAUUUCUCUACUCUUGUUCUGACCUGUGGGCAACAGCACACCCUUCAGAUAGUCCCUCGAGAUGAGUAUGACAAUCCUACCAACAAUUCUGUGUCUUUAGUUGAUGAACACAAUUACAGUGUGUCUAUUCAUGAGCUUGGUCCUUCAGAAGAAGAAAGUACUGAUGUCUCAUUUGAGAAAUCGGUAACAUCCAAAAGACAGACAUGCCAGGUGUUCCUUAGACUCACCUUGCAUUCCCGGGGAUGCUUCCAUGCCUGCAUUUCAUACCAAAAUCAGCCAAUUAGCAAUGGUGAAUUUGAUGUAAUUGUCCUAAGUGAGGAUGAGAAGAACAUUGUAGAACGCAAUGUAUCCACCUCAGGAGUCAGUAUUUACUUUGAGGCUUAUCUUUAUAAUGCCACUAACUGUGCCAACCCCCAGUGGCAUCUCCCACCCAUGCACAUGAGCUCUUCCCAACGCCGUCCUUCUACUGCCACUGAGGAGGAGGAUGAAGAUUCACCCUCUGACAGCCAGACCCCUGAGAAGGUGAAAAAACCCAAAAAGGUGUACUGCUAUGUAUCACCCAAGCAACUCUCAGUGAAAGAAUUCUACCUGAAAAUCAUUCCUUGGCGCCUCUACACCUUUAGAGUAUGCCCUGGGACAAAGUUUUCAUACCAUGGACCUGACCCUGUGCAUAAGCUGCUCACACUAAUAGUUGAUGAUGGGAUCCAGCCUCCUGUAGAGCUUAGCUGUAAGGAAAGGAACAUCUUAGCAGCCACUUUCAUCCGUUCUCUCCAUAAAAACAUAGGAGGCUCAGAGACCUUUCAGGACAAGGUGAACUUCUUCCAGAGAGAGCUUCGGCAGGUGCACAUGAAAAGACCACACUCAAAGGUUACACUGAAGGUCAGCAGACACACCCUGUUGGAGUCUUCUCUGAAAGCCACUCGGAAUUUCUCCAUCUCAGAUUGGAGUAAGAAUUUUGAAGUAAUUUUCCAGGAUGAAGAAGCUCUGGAUUGGGGAGGCCCUCGACGUGAAUGGUUUGAGCUAACUUGCCGAGCAUUGUUUGACACCACCAAUCAGCUUUUCACUCGAUUCAGUGACAACAACCAAGCUCUGGUACAUCCAAAUCCUAACCGACCUCCACAUCUCCGGCUAAAGGUAUAUGAGUUUGCAGGACGGCUUGUAGGCAAGUGUCUCUAUGAAUCAUCUUUAGGAGGAGCUUACAAGCAACUGGUACGAGCUCGUUUUACUCGUUCUUUCCUGGCUCAAAUCAUAGGACUUCGGAUGCACUAUAAGUACUUCGAAACCGAUGAUCCAGAGUUUUAUAAAUCAAAGGUGUGUUUCAUUCUCAACAAUGACAUGAGUGAGAUGGAACUGGUUUUUGCAGAAGAGAAAUACAACAAAUCAGGGCAGCUGGAUAAGGUUGUAGAGCUCAUGAAUGGGGGAGCUCAAGUCCCUGUCACCAACUCAAAUAAAACUUUCUACCUAAAUUUGUUGGCACAAUACAGACUGGCCAGCCAAAUUAAAGAAGAAGUGGAACAUUUUUUGAAAGGCCUGAAUGAAUUAGUACCUGAAAACCUUUUGGCUAUUUUUGAUGAAAAUGAACUUGAGCUGCUGAUGUGUGGUACUGGUGAUAUCAAUGUCUCUGACUUCAAGGCACAUGCUGUGGUAGUGGGAGGCUCGUGGCAUUUCAGGGAAAAGGUAAUGAGAUGGUUUUGGACGGUGGUCUCCAGCCUCACACAGGAAGAGUUGGCAAGGUUACUUCAGUUCACAACUGGCUCCUCUCAGUUGCCACCUGGAGGCUUUGCUGCUCUCUGUCCCUCAUUCCAGAUUAUUGCGGCUCCUACCCACAGCACGUUACCCACCGCACACACAUGUUUUAACCAGUUGUGCCUCCCUACAUAUGACUCAUAUGAAGAUGUGCACAAAAUGCUGCAGCUGGCCAUCAGUGAGGGCUGCGAGGGCUUUGGCAUGCUCUGAUCCACUCUUCUAUUGUCCGUCCAGCCCCUGGGUUCUCCAGAGUAUCCUGGGUGUACAGUUCCCUUUCAGGCAGAGCACAGACAUAAUCUUCAGCGCUCAGGACAGAUAUACCAGUCAGCCAGAAGAUGUUGCAUGCUCCCCUGUUUCUGGAGUAUUUUGCCACCCAUAGGCCUUGUCCUAAAACAUCAUAUUGUUUCCUUCUCUUCACCCUAGGCCACUUCAAUAUGGUACGUAAAUAUUGGAAGUUUUUGUCCAUGUUCUCCAUCUAAGAGAAGAGGAACUCCAUUUGGUCCUCAAUGAGCAGAAGAUCUCUGUAGUGGGGACUGCCUGUCUUGUGGGAGGCUAUGCACCAAGGGCUCCAAGCUCCAUUGGACAUCUGGCUUGCUGGAAGCCUUAAUAUCUGCCCAUGCCUUGCUCCAGCUCCCUCUGCUAAUGCUCCUCAAUGGAACCCACUUUUCUCUUCCCUCUUGGAUCUGACACAGCCUCAAGACCUUCUCUAUGGAAAGGAUGAUACUUUCAGGAGUAGAGAGAAUCACAGGAUCUGCUAUAGGAACUGGCCACUCUGACUGGUCAUUGCUUUGUUACCCUGCACAAAGCAGGCAUACUUUGGCCAUAGCAUUGUACUACCUCUAAUGGGAACUGGCAGCUCAAAGGUGCCCUUCUUCUUGUGUCAGAUGACACUGGGUACAGAACUGGAAGAGGAGCUGCUUUUGUAAGCAUUUCCAGAAGAUCUUGUAAAGCCCCACAGGAGAGUUCUUUUGAUUUAUUUUUUGUUUUGUUUUUUUUCCCCUCUUGAAUUCAAUCCAGGUGAGAAAAGCAGACUGGGUUUAGAAUAUUUAAGAUAAUAGAACUACAGUCCUCUGAAUUGAACAUAAAGGGUAUAUCUUAACCUCUAGCUGUAGUAGGAUUGAGGAACAUUCUUGAGUACGUAGCUGGUUGGCUUGGAGGCCACUGACACUGUGCAUUGGGUUUCUUUUCCUACCAAGGCUCUGCUGGGUCUGUUCCCUUUCUUCUGUGUUGGACAAUCUGCUAUGUUCUGUGAAUCCAUUUUUUGCAUGGCACUAGCUUCUUGCCCUGAGACCCUGCUAGAGAAAAAUUUCUAGCAUAGGGGUCCUAUUUGAAUUCUAAUGGAGAAAGCUUUCUAGCAAAGCAUUAGAAUGGUAGUUCAUCUAUCUCUGGUAGAUUUGAAUUAUUUUUUUUCCCCUUAAUAUUUCCUCCAUUCUGAGAGCACCAAGGCAAGGAAAAAGGGAUCCUAAAGCUUGUGAAUUAUGUUGCACUACUGACCUGUGGUAAAGCCUAUGUCCUUUUUCUCAAGUUCAGGGCACUGAGAAUGUUCUUAAAAGAGAUCUACUUUAAUAAUAAAAGUUUAGCUAUAUCAGUGCCUUCCCCUUAUCAAUCAGAGAUUGGAGGGCUAUGGGCAAGGGAGAAGGAAAGAAAGAAAUUAUGGAUACUUGUUUCUGAGAAGCUCUGUAGACUGAUUUGACUGAUGGAAAUUGGCAAAAAUCUCUUGAAAGAUUUUCUUUUGAAUUACAAAUUUGAAUAAGAACAUUUUCAUGAUUCAAAAUUUUGCUCACUUGAAAAGUUCCAUUUUUAAGGUUGCUUUGCUGUGAACCCCAAUUUCCAGUGGAGCACUCUAUACCAUGAAUACUACAAGCCAUCUUUUUUGCCAAAACCAGCAAGUACACAAGAGUCCUAAGAAGAGGCAGAAUUUGUAGCAGGACCUCAGCCUCCUGGAAACCUUCAGGUGGGGACCAGGAGGGACAGUACCUCCUCCUGCCCCUGUACCUCCCAACUCCAACCCUACUUCCCGAGCUGCUAUAGCUCCUUUGUGGCUUCAGUCUCUUUCAGCUGUCAUUUGUUCUUUCUUGACCAGGGUGCUGUCCUCUCCCAUCUGCUGGAGCUAGAAUCCUGCAGCUGGGGCCUUAGCACUCCUAGUUCCUACAUGCUCCAUGGUCAUUGCUCUCCUCAGGGACCCAGACAAGGUGUUGUUUCUUGCCUUAAUCCUCUUCCAGGAGGAUACAGGAAGGCAGGUGCAGUCAUCACCUUGGAAAAUAGGAACAACCCUUUACCCCUCAGGCCCAAAUAGGGGUUUCCAGUUUUGGGCAUGUGGAUUGCCUCUGGUUUUCCUAUGGCAAUCUCUCUUCUGGAGCCCCUAAUCACCAUUCCAGUGGUUACCUAGGGACCUCACUGCUGGGAAUUAAGGUUAUUUCCUUGGCUAGAAAUCUGUCCUGUAAAACUUUAGUUUUUGUAUUCAUUUAGGGGAUCUUGGGUUCCAAAAUAGCUUUCUAAGGGCAACCCCAAACAUGGAAAGUGUCCCCAGUGUAUGAAACCCCUUGGUACUUACUAUCCAUUGAUUUUUUUUCUUCAGCCUCCAGUUUAUUCUGCUCCUUUGUUCAGUCCAAAAAGACUCCUGGCCCUAUCUGAUCUUCCCAGUCUGCCCAAGGCACUUACGAGUGUGGGAAGACAGUACAGAAUAUUGAGGGAAGGACUGUUAAUUUUUUAGCAGUUCUUUAUAUGUAUUUUUUUGGUCUGCACUCUUAUUUAUUCCUUUGUGACUGAAGUGCUUUGAGCUUAACUGAGUUCAUAACAAGGAAAAAGACUGUAUGUUUCAAGGACUUGGGGCAAGGGCCUGUCCUUGUUACAAAUUGAUUGGACUGGGAAGAGUUUGAUUCAUGUGGACAAUUGCAACUGAUGGUAUAAAAUAGUUUGUACAAUAAAUGAAAAUUUAAAAGAGUAAA
Monodelphis domestica (gray short-tailed opossum) is the source of this 6016-nucleotide messenger RNA. It is a transcript of the gene AREL1, whose product is annotated as apoptosis resistant E3 ubiquitin protein ligase 1. NCBI's taxonomy places the organism in Eukaryota, Metazoa, Chordata, Mammalia, Didelphimorphia, Didelphidae. Gene Ontology annotation, cellular component: cytoplasm; cytosol. Gene Ontology annotation, molecular function: ubiquitin protein ligase activity. Gene Ontology annotation, biological process: negative regulation of apoptotic process; ubiquitin-dependent protein catabolic process; protein polyubiquitination. The record is from RefSeq and is a predicted model, not a curated record.